AUGUCAACUGAUGACGCUUUAUUAUCUAUCACGGAUGCUUUAACUACUUUGUCAUUAACCGCCGAGGCAACUAUAUCUACGACUAAGACUAAUAGCUUUGUCGAAAGCUCGAGAACAUCUGCAGGCUCUACAGCUACUAAAGACUAUAUAACUGUUGAUGGAUUUACAGCUACUGAAGACUCUACAACUGCUGAAAACUCCAUAGCUACAGAGGGUUCUACAACUACUGAGGGCGCAACAGCUACUCAAGUCUCUACAACCACUACCGAAGCCGUCACUACAACCAGUAACGCACCAUCAAUCGAACCUACAUUUGCUCUUCAAGCUGCCAAUUCAAUUCGGGAAAACCUUAACGGCAAAAACCUACUCUACAGGAAGGGCGCUAGCGGCUACAAUAUCUACGUGACGGUGGGUGCGUCGUCGGCAAACCUCUAUGUAACCGGCGACUUUCAUAUCGAGGCGCUUACGAACCGUCUCGUGGUUGGCGACAUGUACGCUUCGACAGACGGAACGGCUCUAGUGCCCCAGACCGCCGCCGACGUUGCCUCUAACAACCGCUUGUAUAUUUCAUGCACCCCACCUGUGCAUUAUGCGCAGAAGCUGGAGUGUGUUGUUAAAGGUACAUCCAGGACGCAGUUUCAUGUUUUUAAUAACCCAUCAUCCUUUACUGUUAUUUACAUUUUUGCCCCGGGAAGUAUUAACAGUAAUAACUACUCUCCAUUCGACCUGAUUGUCGUUCCAGCUUAG
This is a messenger RNA of Fusarium subglutinans, 747 nucleotides long. RefSeq lists its product as uncharacterized. The transcript has a single exon. Lineage: Eukaryota; Fungi; Ascomycota; Sordariomycetes; Hypocreales; Nectriaceae. The record is from RefSeq and is a predicted model, not a curated record. The coding region runs from base 1 to 747 and encodes 248 amino acids.